Molecule: messenger RNA, 2053 nt
Organism: Armigeres subalbatus
Lineage: Eukaryota; Metazoa; Arthropoda; Insecta; Diptera; Culicidae
Gene: heix
Product: ubiA prenyltransferase domain-containing protein 1 homolog
Exons: 4
Coding region: 516-1517 (333 amino acids)
Biological process (GO): menaquinone biosynthetic process; vitamin K biosynthetic process
Cellular component (GO): Golgi membrane; endoplasmic reticulum
Molecular function (GO): prenyltransferase activity
Source: RefSeq, a predicted model, not a curated record
AUCAGUGCGGAGUGAGAUGCUUUCUCGGUUUUGGAUGACGUGACAAGCGCCAGAAAUCAACAUCCGAGUAGACGAUCCGGAGGAGUUCGGUGUCUGGAUUGAAUAAAAAGCCUGUAAAUAUUGGAGUAUUCGAAACGGACGGCAGACGAUUUGGGCGAUCUGUGAACACAUCUAAUUCCAGUUCCAGCUUCAGGGAAACUUAUCCAAAAUAAAAAGGUGGAAAAGCGCUGAAUGAAUUGGUGCUACAAAUCGACGAGAAGAGUCAACAGCGAUUUCUGAAAGAAGCUGCUGGACCAGUUUCAUCUUUGAACGAUAGAAAAAAGUAGCAAUCAGUGAGGGCAAGUGAUCUUCGAUGUUCUGAGACCAAGAGCACAAAGACCCUGUUGUGGCAGUUCUGGAGCAGAUCAUUUUUGUACAUCGUACAAACGCGCACAGGGGCCCCACAAAUUCCCGGCCCCGGGCCCCGUGAUUUCUAAAUUCGGCCCUGAAUAUUCCCAUUGGAGCACCGCACCGAAAUGGAGAACAGUUCAUUGAAUGAUGGCUCCUAUAGCAAUGCUGAUGGUUACAAGACAGACGAUUGCCAUCAGCAAGAAAAGUACAAAAGAAAAGCUCCAUUGAUGAAGAUCAAAACGUACCUCUCAGCACUGAGGCCGUGGUCCCUGUCGGCCAGUUUGGUACCGACGUUGCUCGGAGCAGCGAUUGCCUACCGGACCAAUGGCUUCCAUGAGUUCAACUUUCUAACGUUUCUGUUCACGAUCUUCACCGUCGUGACGGUUCACUGUGCAGGCAAUGUCGUCAACACGUAUUUCGAUUUCGUUAAAGGCAUUGACAACCGCAAAUCAGACGAUCGGACACUGGUGGAUCAUAUUCUUAGUAAGGAUGAGGUCGUUACUUUGGGCGCACUGCUAUACUGUGCCGGGUGCUUUGGAUUCAUAUUUUUGGUCUACCUAUCACCGGCUAAGCUGGAGCAUUUGGCCUUGGUUUACUUCGGUGGACUAUCCUCCAGUUUCCUGUACACUGGUGGCAUUGGAUUAAAGUACAUUGCCCUGGGGGACGUGCUGAUUCUGGUUAUCUUCGGACCGAUUUCGGUCCUAUUUGCCUACAUGGCGCAAACAGGUUACGUGGAAUGGAUGACCAUUUACUACGCAAUACCAUUGGCUUUGAACACUGAAGCUAUUCUGCACAGCAAUAAUACCCGAGAUGCGGAGUCCGACAAAAAGGUGGGAAUAGUCACGCUAGCAAUCCUGAUAGGCAGAACGUCUUCGUACAUUCUCUACGCACUGCUUCUUUUCACGCCGUAUGUAAUGUUUGUGGUGCUGGGUGUUAAGUACUCCUGUGCGUUUCUUCUGCCGAUGGUGACCCUUCCGCAAGCAUUCAAAAUUGAGAAGCAGUUCCGCAAUGAGGCAACACUCCACGGCGUGCCAAGGCAAACGGCAAGACUGAAUCUGUUCUUUGGUAUCCUUUACGUGGUGGCUUGCUUCUGUGCCGCCCAGUUGCCGUUCAUCAUCAGGAAGUAAGGUAGGAGCAAACCUAUCCGGUAUAGGUUUGGAUGAGCUGGAAUUGGUUACAACGUCGUCAUAACUGUGCUAUUAACGAACAUCCGAUACACAUUACAUUUGGGACGCGAUUCUCGGUAUGGUUCGAAGUUUGCAAUCCAUUGAGUAGCCAUCUGAAAUUAUUUCAGUGAUACUCAUGUUGAGGAUGCUAGCUUUCAAUAGUUGGGUCACACGAUCAUUAAUUUACGUUUAGAAAUUUAUUGCAUGAGUAUUGACAGAAGAGGAAUAUUUGUGUUUUCUAUUACAUAUUUAACUAUUCAAAUUUUUCUAUUGCAAAAUUAUUUAAAUUUUACUUAUAUAUAUCUUUCCUGAUAGGAUGGGAUAGAAUCUUUUUAAGAGUCUUUUCUAUUGUUGACUACCAAAAUAGACAUCUGUAUCUAUAACUUCUGAUAGUUCCAAUAUUUUAAUAUGAAACAGCAACACACAAAUGAAAGAUUGCUGUAAUAACCAUUUUUAAAUUUAACAAAUGGAAUGACUGGUUCAUAGUCAGUUGUAAA